Molecule: messenger RNA, 3974 nt
Organism: Mus caroli (Ryukyu mouse)
Lineage: Eukaryota; Metazoa; Chordata; Mammalia; Rodentia; Muridae
Gene: Fbxl19
Product: F-box and leucine rich repeat protein 19
Molecular function (GO): zinc ion binding; protein binding; DNA binding
Source: RefSeq, a predicted model, not a curated record
GAAAGGUGGGGGUGGGGAGCUGAGACUCAUACCCGGGACUGAGUGGGGCCCGGGCAAAAAGCUGAGCACCCUGCGCCCGAGGAGCCCCCGUUGGCCUGGGGGGGCUGAGGGACUGAGCCCCCCAGAGCAGGACCUCCCCCUGGAAGGGCCGCGCCGCAGCCCGUGGGAGGGCCUCGCCCCCGGCGCUCCCCAUCUCCACUCGCUGCUGUCCCGGCCUCCGCCGGAGGGAGGGGCCGAGCGCCCUCGGGGGGCCGUGGACCCCGGCGUUCUGAGCGUUCAGCGCCCCGCGCCGCCCGGCCCCCCCGCCGCCGAUGGCCGCCGACCCGCCGGGAGCUGCCGAGAAGGGAGAGAUGGCUCCCGGGACACGUGUGAGCCCUCGGCGUUGCUGACGCCCCCAAUGUCGUCGAGCAGCCGGGGACCGGGGGCCGGAGCGCGCCGACGCCGAACCCGCUGCCGUCGUUGCCGGGCCUGUGUGCGAACUGAGUGCGGGGACUGCCAUUUCUGCCGAGACAUGAAGAAGUUCGGGGGGCCCGGGCGCAUGAAGCAGUCGUGCCUGCUUCGGCAGUGCACCGCGCCCGUGCUCCCACACACAGCUGUAUGCCUCUUGUGUGGGGAGGCUGGAAAGGAGGAUACAGUGGAGGGAGAAGAUGAGAAGUUUAGUUUGAGCCUCAUGGAGUGUACAAUCUGCAAUGAGAUCGUCCACCCUGGCUGCCUGAAGAUGGGAAAGGCUGAGGGUGUUAUCAAUUCCGAGAUACCCAACUGCUGGGAGUGCCCCCGAUGUACCCAGGAAGGACGGACAAGCAAGGAUGCAGGUGAGGGUCCAGGGCGCCGCAGGGCUGACAAUGGUGAGGAAGGCGCUAACCUAGGGGGUGGAUGGAAGCUGACGGAGGAACCACCACCUCCACCACCCCUGCCCAGAAGAAAGGGACCCUUACCUGCUGGCCCCACCCCUGAUGAUGUGCCUGGGCCCCCCAAACGGAAGGAGAGGGAGGGGGGGAAUGAGCCCCCCACCCCAAGGAAAAAGGUGAAAGGAGGCCGAGAGAGGCACUUGAAGAAGGUGGGUGGAGAUGCCUGCCUCCUCCGAGGAGCGGACCCAGGCAGCCCCGGCCUUCUGCCCCCCAGGGUUCUGAAUCCGAGCCAGGCAUUCUCAUCCUGCCACCCUGGGCUCCCUCCCGAGAACUGGGAGAAACCAAAGCCACCUAUAGCUUCUGCUGAGGGCCCGGCAGUGCCAUCCCCAUCACCGCAGAGGGAGAAACUGGAGCGUUUCAAGCGCAUGUGCCAGCUGCUGGAGCGGGUGCCCGAUACCUCUUCUUCCUCCUCGGACUCGGACUCGGAUUCAGACUCAUCUGGCACAUCACUCAGUGAGGAUGAAGCUCCUGGAGAGGCCCGGAACGGGCGGCGGCCAGCACGGGGCAGCUCCGGCGAGAAGGAGAACCGUGGGGGACGGCGGGCUAUACGCCCUGGCACUGGGGGGCCACUGCUCAGCUGGCCCCUGGGCCCUGCCCCACCACCACGGCCUCCACAGUUGGAGCGGCAUGUCGUGCGGCCCCCACCUCGAAGCCCUGAGCCUGAUACUCUGCCUUUGGCUGCUGGAUCCGACCACCCUCUGCCUCGGGCUGCCUGGCUUCGUGUUUUCCAGCACCUUGGACCCCGUGAGCUAUGUGUCUGCAUGAGAGUUUGCCGGACUUGGAGCCGCUGGUGCUACGACAAGCGUCUGUGGCCUAGGAUGGACCUAAGCCGGAGGAAGUCACUGACCCCACCCAUGCUUAGUGGGGUGGUUCGCCGCCAGCCCCGUGCUCUGGACCUCAGCUGGACAGGUGUCUCCAAAAAGCAGCUCAUGUGGCUCCUGAACCGACUGCAAGGCCUGCAGGAGUUGGUGCUUUCUGGGUGCUCCUGGCUCUCUGUCUCUGCCCUGGGCUCAGCCCCACUGCCAGCGCUGCGGCUCUUGGACCUCCGCUGGAUUGAAGAUGUUAAAGACUCCCAGCUUCGGGAGCUGCUGCUGCCUCCACCAGACACCAAACCAGGGCAAACUGAGAGUCGAGGCCGACUGCAGGGGGUGGCAGAACUUCGCCUAGCUGGCCUGGAGCUCACCGAUGCCUCCCUGAGGCUCCUUUUGCGCCACGCUCCCCAGCUCAGUGCCCUGGACCUGAGUCACUGCGCCCACGUUGGGGACCCCAGUGUCCACCUCCUCACGGCUCCUACUUCCCCUCUUCGAGAAACACUGGUGCACCUCAAUCUCGCUGGGUGCCACCGCCUCACGGACCACUGCCUUCCACUGUUCCGUCGAUGCCCACGUCUUCGCCGCCUGGACCUACGCUCCUGCCGCCAGCUCUCACCUGAAGCUUGUGCCCGGUUGGCGGCUGCUGGGCCCCCCGGCCCCUUUCGCUGCCCAGAAGAGAAACUGCUUCUCAAGGACAGCUAGUUGGGUGCCGACGCCUCCUUCCCUUCCCCAGGACUCAGCCAGAGAACCUGGACCUCUUGCCUUCAUUUCACCCCCUGUUGGGAGGCCAGGUUAUUUUCUUGAUGACUUGGCACUCCUCAGUUUAAUGACUUGGGAUUCCUGCCCAGGGACUUGAGCCAGCCUUCCCUCUCUCCCACCUGCACUGAUUAUCUCGGGGGGUCUUUGCUUCCCAUCUCUCCUUUCACCUGCUUCAUUGUCCAUCCCCUCUGGGGAGUGAGUCAAGAGGUACUGGGGAGGUGCUGAGCCAAAGGGAUGGUGGGAGGGAGGGGCGGUGAAGGUGCAAGUCUGGACUAGGGAAAAUGAGGUGACGUGGUAUCUUGUACACAAGAUACUGGGGGCUGGGGGAGGCGAUGGAUGGGUGUGGGGAGGGCAGAAAUCAGACCAACAAGGGUUCAGGGAACAAAGACCAGUUGGGUGGGAUGGGGGGCCAAAAAGGGAAACCAGAGGAGCAAUUGGGGAUCCGGGUGUCAAGACAGGGGGCGCUACAAGCCAGGUAAUGCCAGGACUGGGGGCUGGGAGAGGAGCAGAUGUGGGGAUAGUACCCUCUGUGUAGGGUUACCUCUCUCCCCUUCCCUCUACCCAGAUUUCAGUUUUCCCCGACCUUGACUCCUUGAACGUCACUGAAAAUGGCAGCUAUUGCAAGGAGUAGGGGCCGCGGGUCUACCUGCUGUUAAGCUCGGUGGCCCAGGGGAGUGGUGAGGGGUAGCCCAGACCCCUGCCUGGCUCUCUACACAAUACUUGAACAUUCAUCUGUACUGAAGUGUUACUUGAACCGGGGGAAUCUCGGACUUGGGGGAGUGUGAUGUGAGGGGACCAGCUUGACCGAGACUGGGCUAGUGGGUACCCAGUUUGGACUGUCCCACCCCUAGCUCUCUUGCUUUACUGUCUUGAACAGCUCCACCCUUCCGACUUGAGUUGGGGUGGGGAAAUGUCAGCUUAAAGAUGGGCAAGAUGGGACUCCUCCAGUUUGGCUCGUCCCAUUCUUUCAUCGUCAUGGAAACUUGUAUCCCAUUUGCCCAGGGAACUGCCACUCCUGGUUGCCAUGGAAAUAGCAGCCAAUGGACACCUCCGGAAAUCAGUGCUAAGACUGGAAACGGUCCCUCUUAGUUGCUGUGGGAACUUAGUAACAGACUCUUGGCACCUCCCCUCUCCCCACCCCUUUCCUUCUUCCAGUGUCGGGGUGGGGUCUCAAGAGCCUGAGGGAGGAGUCAGGUCUAGGUCCCACUCAACUUAGGCCAGGGGGAACUGGAUUGUACUACAUGGGGGUGGGGGGAGGGGAAUCUAUCCACAUACCUCAGGUAACAGGAAGGUGCGCGGGUUGGGGGUGGGGGCUGGGCGGACCAAAGGCAGGAGGGGGGGGCCUGGGGUUGGAGAAAGGCUUGACGGUGGGGCCGCUUGCGGGAGGGGAGGAGGCACCCCGGCAAGGGACAAGUGGGGCACCCAGCCGGGCUGGACCCCUAACCCCACAAGUCUGUACAAUAAGGUUUGCUAUAAAACUCAGAAUCUAGCCGGG